Messenger RNA from Scheffersomyces amazonensis, 1240 nucleotides. RefSeq lists its product as uncharacterized. The coding region runs from base 174 to 1088 and encodes 304 amino acids. The record is from RefSeq and is a predicted model, not a curated record. NCBI's taxonomy places the organism in Eukaryota, Fungi, Ascomycota, Pichiomycetes, Serinales, Debaryomycetaceae. The transcript has a single exon.
AGGUGAAUAAUUGAGUACAUUUAAGCCUGUACACCAUGAGGCGUAAAGAAGAUCCAAAAUUGUGUAUAAAUAUAGAUGCAAAUUCCUAAUAAUUUACAAUUUAUACUUUUGAUUUUAUUCUAUACUUAACUCAACUCAAUCAAUUGUACUCAAUAGCUCAAUAGCUCAACAAGAUGGAUCUGUCUCAAAUUAACCUUUCCGAAUUACCUCAAUACAGUCAAUGGAAAAUUACUGGUUAUGUUCAAGUUGUUUGGUUUAUUCUUAUAUUAAUUGGUGCUUUAGCUACUUAUAUUCCAAAUUUUACUGUUGUUCGUACUAAUUUUAGGGUGUUUUUAGUUUCUUUCACACUUUAUAAUAUAUUUAAAAUUGCUGGUGGUAUUACUUCAAUAAUUUUAUUUCAUAAUAAAACUUUUAGUACAAAUGUUUAUAUUGCUACUUAUGUGUUUGACUCAAUUUCUUUAGGUUCAUUAAUUAAAUGUUUAACUCCAUUUAUUCAAAUCAUGAUUAAUGAUGGAUUUCAAACUCCUCAAUAUUUUGAUAGAAACUCUCCAUUAACAAGUAAAGACAAGGAAAAAUUGGCAAAGAAAAAUCGAAUUUUCAAAUUAUUAACUGUUGUGAUUGUUGUUGCAAUUAUUCUCUCUAUUAUUGCAGCUACUCAAAUUGAUUUUUCAACUGCAACUCCAAAUUCAACUUCUAAUACUUUAUUUAAAGUAUCUUCAAUCUUAUUUUUAGCCUGUGUUAUCUUAUGUACCGUUAGUUUGAUUCAUAUUUUAACUAUCAAUGCUUAUUACAUCAAAUUUGCAAUCUUAAUUCUUAUUUGUGUCCCAUUAUUGAUUGUUAGAGUUAUUUAUUCAAUAAUUUCUUCUUUCCAUGGAAUUGACUAUACUAGUCCUUAUCUUUUAGUAUUUGGUGAUUACAGAUAUUAUGCAUUUAUGGUAUUAUUAUGUGAAGGACUUGUUGCACCACUUUAUUUGGUUACAAUGAAUUAUUUCAUCUAUAAGUUGAAGCAAGUAAACCCUCCUACUUAUGAUGCUUCUGAUGUUGAACGUGCUGAUUCAGAAGUUCAUUUUACUAAGGAUAAUUAUUAGUAGCAUCAUUGUUAUUAUCUUCAUAAUUAUCGUCAUUUGCAUAGAUUUUGUUUCUUCUUAUCUAUUGUUAGCUUCCCUUUUGUUUUUAUAAUUUAGUGAUUUAUUAUAUAUAGAGUGUUAAAUGGAAAAUAUAUUAUAUUUUAAAAUUUUUU